Messenger RNA from Alternaria ventricosa, 474 nucleotides. RefSeq lists its product as uncharacterized. The transcript has 2 exons. Lineage: Eukaryota; Fungi; Ascomycota; Dothideomycetes; Pleosporales; Pleosporaceae. The record is from RefSeq and is a predicted model, not a curated record. The coding region runs from base 1 to 474 and encodes 157 amino acids.
AUGCCUCCCAAAGUUGCCACCGAGAACGGCCAGAAGGUUGUACCAGCCGACUGCGUCUCCGUCCUCCUUAUGGCUCUCGGUAGCACUACUAUCUCUAAGGCGCAGUAUGACAUGAUGUCAGCGCUCGACGGCACGCGCACUGCGAGCUCAUUUGAACAUCAGUUCCGCACGAUCACGGCCAAGGCCAAGGAGCUGAAAGCUCGUGCUGAACAAGGCGAGACUUUCCAGCCUGUGGCACCGGCCAAGAAAGGUGGUCAGACUACCUCAGGAACACCCAAGGCACCUGCUAGGAAGAGGAAGGACAUGUCUUCCGGCUCCGAGGAUGCUACACCGUCGAAGAAGACCAAGACUCCUAAGCCCCGUGGCAAGAAGGCUCAGACUCCCCUGGAGGAUGCCAUUGAAGAAGACUUUCCCGAUGACGCUGAGGAGUUCAUCAAGAGUGAGAAGAAAUGGGAGGACGAAGUCUUCGCCUGA